CGGCACGAAUCGCUGAUACCGGGUGUAUAUAUUGUUCGUUAUUUGUGUAAUUGAAAUUCUUUUCCAUGAUAAAGACAUUCGCUCUGAAUUGGAUCGCUGGAAAGAAUUAAAGCUCAUCUUACAAAUAUUUUUUUAUCGUAUUAGUGAAUUAUUGCCUACAUCGUAGGAAGUAUGACCGAUUUAUUUAAAAGAAUGUUGUUCCUCUCCUGUUGAUUUGAAACGAAGUAAUGCGAACUCAGACCUUUCUGCUGCGAAUCCUUAAUUAAUCGUGAAUAAAUAUGUGCGUAUUCGACGACGAUAGUUUUGUUCCCGAAAUUGGCACAUAGAUUAGCUUUUAGAAAAAUUCUGAAAAAAAUAUCAGACCUUCACAAAUAUCGUACAAAGAUGGAUGUGGAAAAAAUAGCUGUGUUUGCUAGCGUAGGAUUCGCAAUAGCCGUUGCAGCGUUUGUUUUAUGGGGUCCAUCCCCCAAACCUAGAAAAAAAGGACAGAUCAUUGGAAUCAACAAUCUAGGAUAUACUUGCUUUUUAAAUUCCCUUUUGCAAGCUUUAGCUGCUUGUCCAAUUUUUAUCGGAUGGUUAAAAAUACAAUGCGUGAAGAAUGGCAAAGUUACCUUCAUUUCAACUUUGCUCUCUGUUUUUGAAAAAAUUAAUGGGUAUACUGAUGACAUGUACAGUGAUGUAACACCGAUUGAAAUAAUUUCAUCUCUUGGUAAUUUAUGGAGCUUUGCACCAGGCCACCAAGAUGCACACGAAUUAUUUCAUGUUGUACUUAAUGCAUUGCAAGCAGAAAUUCAACCUGUAAAUAGGAAAGGUUGCUUGUCCGAUGCUUUAUUGCAAAGUCCAACAAUGGUAGUGGAUACAAAAAAAUCAAGUGAUUCAUUGUCCUUUAGAAGCGUGUCUUGCAAUGAUAUUGUAUCAGCUAACAGAAAUGUUAGCACUCCAAAUGGAUUUGAUAAAAAUUGCAAUAAUCAUGUAAUGUUCUCAACACCAUCAAUAUCAAGUAUACUUAUGGCAUAUAAUAAGCCUGGUAUGAUCCUUGCCAGAUCUUCAGAAUUGCUUUCAAACAAUAUGGGAGGUGAAGAGAAUAAAGACCCUCUAAAGUCAUGGAGCUCUUUAUGUGCCAUGCCUGUGUCUAGUACUCCAUCAAUGUCUAUAGAAGUACAUCCAUUCUCAGGAUUAUUAACUAGUCAAUUACAAUGUAGUAACUGUAAAUGGAAGUCUGCUGUUCGUUAUGACAAACUUGAAACAAUUUCAUUACCUUUGCCACCUCUGGGUCCACGUACUAGAUCGCAUCACACGCUGGAAGAAUUACUAACGCGUUUUGUAACUAGUGAGAUUGUUCAAGAUGUGUUAUGUGAUGGAUGUGGAAUACGUUGCUUUUCCACUAAAACUUUAACUCUAGGCAAGCUUCCUAAAUGUCUGUGCUUGCAUAUAUCAAGAACUACAUGGAGUAAUUCUGGAACACCGAUUAAGAGAGAUGAUCCAGUCAAAUUUCCACAAAUACUAACAUUGGAUCCUUAUACUUUCACAGAAACUAGAAAAAGAAAUGCAAGGGGCGACCCUGAAGCAACAAUGUUGCUUGCUAAUCGUUCAACAUUAACGGAUAAAUACAAGUACCAACUACGCGCGAUAGUGGAACAUUGUGGAACUGUUGAUUCUGGACAUUUUGUUUGCUACAGACGAGGAAAUAAGUCGGAUCAAUGGUUGUAUACUUCGGAUAACGUAGUUGAGAGCAUAUCUUUAAUUGAAGUUUUAUGUGCCACGCCAUACCUUCUGUUUUACGAACGUAUUAAUAGCAAAUAAGAAUAGCUAGUCGAAUUUAAGUCAUUAUAAGAAAUGACGUUAUUUAUUUUCCAUAAAAAGUUAUCCAAACACGGAUUUGCUUCUAUUUCUAAAGAUUUAUAAAUUUAUACAUGAACCAUCGAUAUAUGCAUGAAUUUCAUAUCUUAACCACUAAAAAACGGGGACAAAGCGAUGACAAAGUAACCAUUAUGUAAAAUCAAAUACGAAUUUUUUUUUAAAUUGCAUAAAUUAUGUAUAGAUAGAAUUAAAAAUGAAAUCCUUAUGUCUAUUGUAUAUUAUUUCACAUCAUUUUUUUUUUUAAAUUUGGAAUGUCUGUAAACUCAUAAAAAAAACAGUGUUUUAUUUCUGAUUACAUAAAGGUAAUAUUAAUACAUUCAUUGUGCAUUUCUACAUAUAGAUUACCUUGUUCUAUUUACUCAUUCUCAAUGUCUCUUAGUUAUCUGUGUUAUGUAAUUUCUCAAUAUACAUAUCACAGAAUGUAUGUAGGCAAAAAUCUAAUUUCUUGUUAUUUUUAUUAACAAAGCAAAUUUACAUUUGCAACUAUUCAAAGAUAAUGGUUUCUACAGAUCUUUGGAAUCUCUGUCUCUUGUGCUCAUUAUAAAUUUAUAAACUGCAGAAAUAAAACACAAUUCGUGUUUGUACGCUUUUUAUUGAAAGUUUAUAAAGAUUUUGUAGGAAUUAUGAAACACCAUAUUAAUUUAGAAUAACAUAAUAAUGAGGGAAUUGAAGAGACUGCUCGGGUAUUAGCGGUAGCUUUCUGUUGGUUUUCGUUGCAAACAUGAAAAUGAAUUCAACAUUAUUAAUUGAGAAUCCAUUACAUCAUACAGGUUCUUAAUUAUAAAUAUCAUUAACAGAAUUUAUUUGUGUCAUAUUGUUAUUUACUUAAAUACUGUAUAGUUGUCAAACUUAAUUAAAUAACAUAACUUUUUAAAUUUUAUUUAUAAAAAUCGUAUCUGAUUAAUCAUUGAUAUAUGAUGGCAAAGCGUAUUAUUCAAGGUCAAUAAUAACUCGAAAUAUUGUAUUUUCAGAUGUCACAAUUAACUAUUAGGCAGAUUUCAUGAAUUGUAGAAGUAAAAAAAAUGAUAUUGAAAUUGUGCCAAACCAAUUGAUUGUAUUAUAUGGAUUAACUCUCAGUUUUGUGCAAUUAGAACUUAGAAAUUUAAUUCAAAAUAUCUACUGAAGCAAUUACUAUUUCAAUCAGAAGAUUAAUAUACCCUGUAGAUCGAUAUACAGAGUGUUUCUUAAUAUGUGGCCGCUAGAGUCUCCCAGGUACCUUACUCUACAUUAAGCGCCCACAUAUUAAGAAACACUCUGUAUAGUCCUCACCGACCAUUGAAUGUUACAAUGUCUAAGGUAAGGUUUGCUGGGUACUCUUAUUAAUAAGUCCACUGCCACCGCCCCCCUCAUCCACCCCUGUAGAAACUUACAUUACAACGAAUUUAUCAUUACUACCUAGUGAAUUGGUGAGGACAGCAAUAUUGGUGUACCACUUUCAACAUCUCUGUACCACUUUAUUAGUUGGUAUAGUAACAUUCUUCGUAAUGUAGAUUUAUUAGGAACUUAGCCUAGAUAUUUCUGUUUAAGACAAUGAACUUCUUUCAUGUUAAAAACAUUCCGCUACUAUGAUUCUCGACUCUUUACAUAGGGGUAUAGAAAUCUAGUAGAGAUCCUACUAAAAUUAUAUUACAUUAUUAUAUGCUUGCCUGCACUGCCCGAUAUAGUUUGUCUAUUUUUCACCUAAAAGUAAAUAUAAUUAGAUACUCUAAAGAAAAAAUUGUAUUCAUUCAUAAUUUAAAAGAAAAACCGAUUGUGAAUUUGGCAAACCUCCAUAAGUUUACUCUUAUUAGAAACACGAGCGUGUUUACUCAUAUCCAAAUUUUGAGGUUUUAAUUAACGAAUGUGAUACAUUUGAAUGAUGAUAAUGACCCCAGAUAAAUUUAUUUCUUUUAUAUUUUUAUUUUAGCAUUAUUGUAUUUCUCCUCCUACUACUACCAAUUUGUUUGGCAAUUCUACAAAUGUAGAUAGAUCCAAUGAAUUUAUUUUUUAAUACUAGUGGUAAUACUAGUAAAUUGUAAACUAUACAUUCAGACAUUUGUUUGCUUUUUAUGAAGCUUGUAGAUAAUUUAUGUAUUUCUCCUGUACGUAAUUUGAUAAUUAAGUUGUAUACAUAUUUUUACUAUGCUUCUAUCAAAUAAAUGUACAAUUGUGUUUUUAUAGAAGAAUGCGAUUGUAUUACUGUAUUAAAAUGAAUACAGGGUAGUAAGAUUAAUUUUAAUCUUCGUUUUAGUACAUUUUGUAAGAAGUCCUAUACCGAAAUAAUACA
Molecule: messenger RNA, 4126 nt
Organism: Hylaeus anthracinus
Lineage: Eukaryota; Metazoa; Arthropoda; Insecta; Hymenoptera; Colletidae
Gene: Usp30
Product: ubiquitin carboxyl-terminal hydrolase 30 homolog
Exons: 6
Coding region: 385-1803 (472 amino acids)
Biological process (GO): protein deubiquitination
Cellular component (GO): cytosol; nucleus
Molecular function (GO): cysteine-type deubiquitinase activity; cysteine-type endopeptidase activity
Source: RefSeq, a predicted model, not a curated record